Molecule: messenger RNA, 2279 nt
Organism: Chilo suppressalis (striped riceborer)
Lineage: Eukaryota; Metazoa; Arthropoda; Insecta; Lepidoptera; Crambidae
Source: the annotation of a GenBank genome assembly
UAUGUUACUAGUCAAUAACAGAUAAAAAAAUAUUGUUUAAUACGGAAACAACACUAUAGCUUUGUGUUUCUUUGUUGUAAAAAAUAGGUUAUGUGUUGUUAUGACUCAAGGUAAUUUCAUAACAAGAUGAUUUGAGUAGUGCGACGUUGUGCCUUGCAGUUGCCUGCCUUUUAAGGUUCGAAAAGGUCUUGUGUAUAUUUGUAGUUGUACUCGAUCCAGUUUAUAUUGAUUGCCUACAAUGAGUGAGCGUGAAGGUGCUAAUGGUGCAGAAUCGCAAGGAGCGAACAAAGAAAAGAAUAAUGCGAGAACACCUUCGGAGCCUAUGUCAGCAGGAUCUCGCCCCCGCAGCUAUUAUGCUAGUGAACCUAUACAGUUCAGAGUACGAGGUACCACCAUUACUGGUGCAUCACCACCAAAGUUUGUAACAUUGGAGGACAUUAUGAAGGCAGCUCACGGCAUGCAGAACAUGGCACUUGCACAUGAAAUAGCUGUUGAUAGUGACUUUAAACUGGAGCCGUUUGAGCCCCCAGACAACAGUUAUCAAAAGCUGGUUAAAGAAACUAUGCACAAAGCUUACUUUGAUGUAUUGCGGGAACAACUGAAUUCUGACCCUCCUGAGUACAAACAGGCCCUUGUGCUGCUAGAAGAUGUCAAACAGGGUUUAUUCUCCAUACUGCUGCCGAGACACACUCGCAUCCGUGAGAUGAUAGAAGAGGUGCUGGACACUGACUUCAUCAAGCAACAAGCUGAAAACAACAGCCUCGACUUCCACAAAUAUGCCAAAUUUGUGAUCGACUUGAUGGCUAAACUGGCGGCACCUGCUAGGGACGAAAUGAUCCAUCAUAUUACAACGUUAACCGAUACUGUAGACAUUUUCCGGGCUAUAUUGGAGACAUUGGAAGUGCUGAAAUUAGAUCUGGCGAACACUCUCAUCGCCAUGAUACGACCGCACGUACAGAAGGAGAGCGUGCAAUACGAGCGGGAGAAGUUCGAAGAAAUUCUGAAAGUGACUGAAGACGGUCUCCAACACACAAAAGAAUGGUUGAAACGCAACAUUGACAAAACAGGUCUGAAUUUGCCCGUGACGGACCAGAAAGACAUAAGGAACAUCACAGCACAGACGUUAGCGAAGGCUUACUUAGAGCUACUGGAAUGGGACCCAGAUAAAGAGUAUCCAGAGACGGUAUCAUUAGACGCCCCCCGUUUCGCGGAAUUAGGUGACCAAGUAUACCGUCUGAUAGCAGCAGCCUCUCUCUUGCUGGUGAGUCCGGGAGUGAGUGCCAACGACCCCAAUAUGGCUGCACAGCACAAACAAACCCUCAAGGAGAAAAUCUUCAUCAUCAUAGAAGAGGCUUGUAACGAUACAGAACUGAAGGCAGUGCUGCCAUCUGUCGCCGAAGAAGUCAUUCUGGUAACAGAUCAACUAUUGGAAACUAUGAACCAAGAACCACUGACUGCAGAGACUAAAGAAUUGAUUAGGACUCAGAUCACUUCCUUGAGGGAUCCCGAACACAGAGUGAGGCAGAUAGUCCGUCAACGCGUUCUGGAAUUCUUCAAAGUGAUAUUGGUUUGCGCCGGUGGUUCCAGACAGAUACCCGUUGGGUUAUCGGCACUGGCGAAGGAGUUGACAACAAUCUCUGGUACUCUUCUUCGAUACGUGAUGCAUAACAAGGCUUUGUUCACCAGUCACUAUCUGGAUAUAGUCACUGAAGAAUUAAGUAAAAGUUAAGUUAUUAACAUAUUUGUUCCUCAAGUCCUUUUCAAAAAUCUCUUUAUUACAACUUGCAACUUUUGGUAAUAAUCUGAAGUAUUAUAGAAAGUUUUUCUGUUUCAAAAAUUCGGUACCCCUAGCACGAACCAAUAUCGAAUUCGAAUAGUUUGCGAGUGCGAAAUGUCAAUGUCAAAUUUUGUAUGGAAACUUGACAGCAGUGCCACAAAGUACGUAACGAGAACUAGAAAUCAGUACACAUUUGACAAUGACAUUUUGGACUCGCAAACGUAACGAAUUCGACAUUGGUUCGUACUAAGGGUACUGUUCUGUGCCGAUUAUUUACUUAAUAUUAUGUGCAAUACAAGAUCUUAUUCCGGAGUAUCGGAGAUAAUUUUAAAACGUAAGGGAAAAACUACCCUGAGAGUAUCGGGGGAAGGUCUGAAAUCCAAUAAUAAAAGCAUUUACAAGCUCUCAAAUCUUCACCACAAGUUCCGUUGUAACUGGCAUUUAUUAAGAAAAGACAGUGACCAAUAUUUUAAUCCUAAGAAUCGUUACCUAAUAUACCGAG